AUGGAAAACGGUUGGAGCGAAGAUAAAUCGGAUAAAGGAGGCGAACAUUCCUCUGUCGAAGCAGUGAUUCCGAUCAAAGAAUCUCGAGCAGCAAAGAAUGACCUGAUCAUCUAUUGCUCUAACAAGAAUAUUUCCGAAGAAGAAGAGAUCGUUGUGAAACGUUUCGGGGUUGAGAAAGCAGUUUUAGCUUGUCAUUCUAUAUUUUUUGAAAAUACGUUUGACGAUUACGAUAAAUCUAGCGAAGAAGGUCAAAUUCAACUACCAGAACAAGCUGAUGUAGUUGAAACAUUCUUAAAUUGUGUUUAUGGUAUAGACACCGAAGUUUGGUCAUUCGAUCGUUGUAUUGAUGUCAUCGAGAUGGCUAGAAAUUAUGAAGCAAGAAUUGUGGAAAGGCAAGCUUAUCUUCGCUUAUCAGUAGUUCCUAUCAACAAGGAUAGAGAAGGAGAAAAUGACCUGAUCAUCAUUUGUCAAGGCAUAAAUCCUGAAACAAAGGUCGCGGAAACCAAGCGUUAUGGCGUUGAGGUUGCUGUUUUGGCUAAUCAUUCGGUCAUUUUUGCUGAUAUGUUUACAGCAUGUGAUCGAGUUGAUAAAGAUAGGCAAAUUGAUCUCCCAGAGAAAGACGAACUUGUUCUAGCAUUCCUCAAAAUCGUCUUCGGUCAAGAACCUGGAGUAUGGCCAUUCGAUUUAUGUGUAGACGUGAUCGAAAUGGCCAAGAAAUAUCAAGCACGAUCUGUCGAAAGACAUGCCUAUACACAAAUCAACUUUGCUUUUACCGAUCUUAUGUCAAACGGUCGUCAAAUAUGGUCGAAAAGAACUCGAUAUGGACGACUGUUUCUCCUGCAGUUCAUCUUGGUCUGGCAUUCGGCCAUAAAUGAUAAUAUAGCCGAGGCUUCAAUGCUCGAGACUUCAUUUAAGGAGAAAAAGACGUUGAUACUUCAAUAUUUAGGCCUAGAAAUCUAUAGUCCAAGCUACACCAGAUCUAAGGUAGAGUGUCGUAAGUGUCGAACGGAUUUUGGCACGUAUUUCAAUAAUGGCAUAUUUGAUCAGCCAAGUUUUAAUCUCGAGGGAAUUGCUAACGAAAGCGAACGAUCACUUUUUAGUAUUAGCGAGCUUCUCGAAUUCAAGCUGUUCCUCAUCUUAUCCAUAAGUUCUUACGAAGGCCAUCUUGAGCUCAAGUAUUUCAAGAAAGAUAAAUUCUACAAAGACUAA
This is a messenger RNA of Meira miltonrushii, 1209 nucleotides long. RefSeq lists its product as uncharacterized. NCBI's taxonomy places the organism in Eukaryota, Fungi, Basidiomycota, Exobasidiomycetes, Exobasidiales, Brachybasidiaceae. Gene Ontology annotation, molecular function: protein binding. Bases 1 to 1209 code for a protein of 402 amino acids. The transcript has 4 exons. The record is from RefSeq and is a predicted model, not a curated record.